Naumovozyma castellii is the source of this 474-nucleotide messenger RNA. It is a transcript of the gene EGD1, whose product is annotated as Egd1p. Bases 1 to 474 code for a protein of 157 amino acids. NCBI's taxonomy places the organism in Eukaryota, Fungi, Ascomycota, Saccharomycetes, Saccharomycetales, Saccharomycetaceae. The transcript has a single exon. The record is from RefSeq and is a predicted model, not a curated record.
AUGCCAAUCGACCAAGAAAAAUUAGCUAAAUUGCAAAAAAUGUCCGCCAACAACAAGGUUGGUGGUACCAGAAGAAAGUUCUCCAAGAAAUCUGGUUCCUCCGCCGGUGGUAACAAGGACGAUACCAAAUUACACGAACAAUUGGCUAAGAUGCAUGCUGUCACCGUCGACAACGUUGCUGAAGCCAAUUUCUUCAAGGAAGAUGGUAAUGUUUUGCACUUCAACAAGGUCGGUGUUCAAGUGGCUGAACAACACAACACUUCUGUCUUCUAUGGGUUACCACAAGAAAAGAACUUGCAAGAAUUGUUCCCUGGUAUUGUUUCCCAAAUGGGUCCAGAAGCUAUUCAAGCUUUAUCUCAACUAGCUGCCCAAUUGAAGCAACACGAAGAUAAGGAAAAGAGUGGUGAAGCUGCCACUGCUGAAGAUGCAUCCGCUGUUCCUGAAUUGGUCGGUGGUGAACCAGAUGUCGAAUAA